Austrofundulus limnaeus is the source of this 882-nucleotide messenger RNA. It is a transcript of the gene runx2a, whose product is annotated as RUNX family transcription factor 2a. The coding region runs from base 1 to 882 and encodes 293 amino acids. Gene Ontology annotation, biological process: regulation of transcription by RNA polymerase II; chondrocyte differentiation; regulation of cell differentiation. NCBI's taxonomy places the organism in Eukaryota, Metazoa, Chordata, Actinopteri, Cyprinodontiformes, Rivulidae. Gene Ontology annotation, molecular function: DNA-binding transcription factor activity, RNA polymerase II-specific; RNA polymerase II cis-regulatory region sequence-specific DNA binding; ATP binding. The record is from RefSeq and is a predicted model, not a curated record. The transcript has 5 exons. Gene Ontology annotation, cellular component: nucleus.
AUGUCAGACCACAUAGGUAAAUCCCUGCAGGUGCCCUCACCAAGUAAAUGCCAAGUAGAGGAGCAGGACCUGAGAGCUCCAGCUCUGAAGCGCAGCAGAGCGUCCCACAGAGGCCUGGUACAGACUGACAGUCCAAACAUCCUCUGCAGCAGCUUACCACAGCACUGGAGGUGCAACAAGACCCUGCCGAGAGCAUUCACUGUGCUUGCCCUGGACAACGACGUGCCUGAUGGCGUGGUUGUUACGGUGAUGGCCGGUAAUGACGACAACUGCAGCGCUGAGCUACGCAACGCCACAACCACCAUGAAGCAGGGUUACGCCCAGUUUAAUGACCUCCGCUUCAUUGGGCGCAGUGGCAGAGGUAAGAGUUUCACCCUGUCGAUAAAUGUGCUGAGCUCGCCUCCUCAGAUCGCCACCCUUCACAGAGCUAUAAAGAUCACUGUGGAUGGACCUCGGCUUCCAAGACGACAGAGACAGAAGGAGCUGAAAGCUGGAGCGUUCAGAGCUGCCAGCAGCAUCAGCAGCAGCCCUGCUUCAUCAGACAGCAGAUCCUUCUCCUCGUCUUUGUGGACCAGCGAAGCAUCAUUUCUUGGUCAGAUGACAUCCUUGACAUCCACCUUUGCUCCGACUCCCAGAAUGCACCACCUCCCGCCUUACUCCACCCAACCUCCUCCCUAUAGCUCCUCCUACCUGUCGUCUCCUCCUGUCCCGCCUCCGCUGAGCCACAGUGGUCCCUUUCAGCCCCCCAGCUUCUACUACGGGUCAAACCAAGCUCUCCAAACCGCAGGGGAGGACCGCAACGUCAUUACAGCCCUGACCAAUUACAUUGAAGGGGCGUGUCUUACCAUGAGGGUGGAGGAGCCAGUUUGGAGACCUUAUUGA